GGCGUGUCUUGGGAUUCCCUCAGGGGUAAAGUGCUGCAUGUCCUUGGGCUGAGAGAGGAGGUGACUCGAGCUGCAGAGGACGCAAAAUGAGGGCCUUGCGGGUCUCCCAGGCUUUGAUUCGUCCUUUUAGCUCAUCUGCUCGGAGCCACUUAGAAAAUCGUGUGGCAGAGAAGCAGAAACUCUUCCAGGCCAACAACGACCUCCCAGUACACCUGAAGGGCGGGGCAAUGGACAACAUCCUAUACAGACUGACUAUGACCCUGACGCUGGGGGGCACUGCCUACUGCUUAUACUGCCUGGGCUGGGCCUCCUUCCCCCACAAGAAGUGACACCAAGAAUGCUGGCGGACUUGCACAAACAUCAAUAAACAUGCUAACCUCUUGAGAACCCCACUCUGCUCUGGCCUGUGU
Molecule: messenger RNA, 410 nt
Organism: Chionomys nivalis (European snow vole)
Lineage: Eukaryota; Metazoa; Chordata; Mammalia; Rodentia; Cricetidae
Product: cytochrome c oxidase subunit 7A1, mitochondrial
Exons: 4
Coding region: 87-329 (80 amino acids)
Biological process (GO): regulation of oxidative phosphorylation; mitochondrial electron transport, cytochrome c to oxygen; mitochondrial respirasome assembly
Source: RefSeq, a predicted model, not a curated record